This is a messenger RNA of Arvicola amphibius (Eurasian water vole), 867 nucleotides long. It is a transcript of the gene Creg2, whose product is annotated as cellular repressor of E1A stimulated genes 2. Lineage: Eukaryota; Metazoa; Chordata; Mammalia; Rodentia; Cricetidae. The transcript has 4 exons. The record is from RefSeq and is a predicted model, not a curated record. The coding region runs from base 1 to 867 and encodes 288 amino acids.
AUGUCGCUGUCCAGCGGGGAGCGCCCUGUGGGUCCAGGGACCCGCCUGUCCUGGCUGCUAUGCUGUAGCGCCCUGCUGUCCCCGGCCGCCGGCUAUGUGAUCGUGAGCUCCGUGUCCUGGGCUGUCACCAACGAGGUAGACGAGGAGCUGGACAGCGCGUCCACCGAGGAGGCACUGCCCGCGCUGCUGGAGGACUCGGGCAGCAUCUGGCAGCAGAGCUUCCCGGCCUCGGCGCACAAGGAGGACACGCACCUGCGGCCUCGGGGCUCCGCCCGCGCCAGGCCCGCACCGGCCCCGCGUGGAAUGUUCUCCUACCGGCGGGAGAGCGGCUCAUCCGCAGCAUCCCCUGUCCCUAGGGUGAGUGCUGGCACCGCCCGCUCCCUGGUCCACGCCAGUUCCUGGGGCUGUCUGGCCACCGCGUCCACCCAAGAAAAGAUCCAAGGCCUGCCCUUUGGGAGCUGCCUGGCCAUCAGCGAUGGCCCCGUCCACAACAGCACGGGGACUCCAUUCUUCUACAUGACAGCCAAGGACCCAGUGGUGGCUGACCUGGUGAAGAACCCCAUCGCCUCAUUGAUGCUGCCGGAAUCUGAGGGAGACUUUUGCAGAAAAAACAUCGUCGACCCAGAAGACCCCCGAUGUGCCCGGUUAACGCUCACUGGCCGGAUGAUCACAGUGCUGCCAGGGGAGUUAGAGUUCGCCAAGCAAGCCAUGUUUUCAAGGCAUCCAGGGAUGAGAAAGUGGCCCCGCCAGUAUGAAUGGUUCUUCAUGAAGAUGUGGGUAGAACACGUCUGGCUUCAGAGGUGGUAUGGGGGUGUAGCUGACAUCCCAAGGGAGGAGUACUUCAAAGCAGCUCCCAGGAAGGCCUGA